Molecule: messenger RNA, 663 nt
Organism: Argiope bruennichi
Lineage: Eukaryota; Metazoa; Arthropoda; Arachnida; Araneae; Araneidae
Gene: mRpS23
Product: 28S ribosomal protein S23, mitochondrial-like
Exons: 7
Coding region: 97-537 (146 amino acids)
Biological process (GO): translation
Cellular component (GO): ribosome; mitochondrion
Molecular function (GO): structural constituent of ribosome
Source: RefSeq, a predicted model, not a curated record
AGUUGUGCCGGUUCUCGUAUUUGUUUAUUUUGUUUCAUAACGUUUGAAUUUGUUUUCCGUAUCAACAUUUUAAAGAGCUUAGAUAUACCAAUACAUAUGGCUGGAAACAGAUUGCAAAGAAUUGGUUCUAUCUUUGAAAGAAUGACAGGUUUAUUGAAAGCUGGUGCUAUCAAGGAGCAGGAUAAGCCCCUCUGGUAUGAUGUGUACAAAACUUUUCCACCCAAACAUGAACCUGCUUUUGCACGUCCAGCUGUACAUAAAACAAUCAAGCCCAUCUUUUAUCCAGAGGAUGUUAUUAGAGGGAAAUUUUUAAAAAUUUACGGUUCUGUUGAUACAUAUAAUAUGUUGAAAGCAGGAGAAAAAUCUAUUAUGCAAAGAUUUGUGGAAAAAUAUCAAGAAAUAGAAAAAAGUGGGACAUUUCUGAAUGAAGAUGAAAUUUUUAGGGCUACAGAAAGUGCUUUGGAAAAUGAAGGACUGAGGUUUGUGAGAGCAGCAGCAGCAACAAAUCAAUCAAUUGAAGAAAACUCAAAAGACUGAGAAUCUAUUAUUGAAGUAAGUUUCAAGGUACAUCUUCUGUGAUGUCUUCAUCCAUAAUCACUGGAAAAUAGACUCAUUUCUUAGUGUACAUAGAAUUGUAAAUAAAAUAUUACCUAUCUUAUUCAA